UGAAAGUGUGACAAAUCAUUCUGCAGAAAUAAAGGAUUUCUUCAAGCGCAAGAUGUCUUCUGACUUUAACACAAUUGAACUGGCAUGUCUUGGCCGACCUUUUCAGUUGGGAAUGCUGUACGACUGCCGAAGAGACGUCCUCAUUCCAGGAAUAACUCUUUGGGAUGCAGAGAUGUUACAGAAGAAUAUUAAUGUGCGGCCACAGCCAAACACAGACUUCAAGAUCAUUGCCUCAGAUUCAAGUGAAGACAAAAAACAAGCUCUGAAAGUUUCUGCAUCUCUUGAAGCCAGCUUUAUGUGUGGAUUAGUCAGCGUAAAAGGGUCAGCUGAAUUUAUUAAUGACAAAAAGAAAUCCAGACACCAGUCUCGAGUGUCUUUACAGUAUCGAACAACCUCACGUUUUGAGCAGCUAACCAUGGAGCAUCUUGGAGCGGGAAACUUCCAGCACUGCAAUGUAUUUGAGGAGGGAUCUGCCACACAUGUUGUUACGGCUUUGUUGUAUGGCGCUCAAGCAUUCUUUAUUUUUGACCGUGAGGUUUCAUCUGAUGAAAACUAUCAAGAUAUACAAGGUAACCUCCAAGCGUCAAUCAAAAAGAUACCUUUAAUAUCAAUUGAGGGUGAGGCAUCUUUGAAAAUGAGUGAGUCAGAACAAGAGAAAACCAACAAGUUCAGCUGCACGUUUCAUGGAGAUUUUGCUCUAGAUAACAAUCCGGUUACCUAUUUAGAUGCAAUCAAGGUUUACUCAGAGCUUCCAAAACUCUUGGGGGAAAAUGAAGAAAAAGCUGUGCCCAUGACCGCGUGGCUUUAUCCUCUGAAGAAACUUGAUUCUGCAGCCGCUCAGUUAGUCAGAGAGAUAAGUGUUGGUCUUGUACGAUGUGCCCAACGCAUUAUGGAUGAACUGGAUGAUUGUGACAUACAAUGUCAAGACCUGAUGAAGGAGAACAUCGCCAUUCAAUUCCCUGAAAUCAAGUCCAAACUCAGAAAAUUUAAAGACCUCUGUUCAGAGUACAAACUUGUUUUUCAAAAACAUCUAUGCAAGCUUCUUCCUUCUAUAAGAGGUGGGGGGAAUGAAGAACAGGAUCUUGUGGAUGUUCUGAACAGCAAAGAAAGAUCUCCAUUUCAAAGUGCUCUGAUAGCAGAGUAUCUUAAAGACAGAGAGCGUGAGAUUAAUGUUGUCAGAUCUUACCAAGAGAUUAUGAAUGAAGUCCCUGUCCUUUCAUCCAGCAAUGACUUGGACAAAGUUGUCCUGAAUGCAACCAAUGAUUAUGUAAUAGUUUUUGCACUCUCUUCCCUGAAUGAAAAGGAAACAUACCUUACAGACUUGGAAAAUUACCUGAAGAAACCAUCAAACUACAAUGGGGAUCCAUUAAGUUGUGACCCAGGUUCCACAAUGAAGGUUGAAAAAUGGUUUUCCUCUGGAGAUGUAACUGCACUGACAAGGAGGAACAUACAGGCCUUUCUAGAUUUCAAACAAGCAAAUGACAAACGAAGAAAUAUUAAAUUUGUCAUCGCAUCAAUCCCAGACAAGCUCAACACCGCCUCCUCAAUUCAUGUUUUUGAAAGGGGAAGGCUCGUGAGCUCCCAGUAUGAGCUUCCUUCGAAACCUCCAACACCAAUCAUCUUGAGUGUUGAGCAUGAUCGCAUACAUCUGCAAAUCACACCUCCUGAACAUGGUGCUGGUUGUGUGGACUCAUACUGUAUUUCAUACCAGUCAAAACAAAACUCUGAAUGGACAGAGAUGUAUACUGAUGGGAUUUCUGACAAGGUCACAGUCAAGGCCUUAGAACCACAUAAAGAAUAUCGGUUCAGCUGCAAGGCUGUGUGUCGUCCUGGGCAAAGUCUUCCCAGCGAUGCAACAUCAUUCUUUCAGACCCGUCCAUGUGCUCCUCCUGGCACACCUAUAAUAAAAAGAGUGGAAGCUGAAUCUGCGACUGUAGCCUGGGAUGUUCCUACAUCGGUUGGUGAAGACAUCCUGGUCACUGAAUAUGUGUUGGAAUUCAGGGAAUUCAAGAAAGAUCAGGAAAAUAAAAUGCCAUGGAUGUCAGUGAAAUCUACAUACAGGGAGUGUACUCUUCAGCGACUGAAAGAGAACACAGAGUACACAAUUAAAGUUUUCGCAAACUGUGGUGGUGAUGGAAUAAGUCUUCCUAGCCCUGAAUCUGUGUUUUCUACCAGUUCUGAAUGUAACUUGUCAGGCAAAGAUGGAAGCGAGUUAUUUCUGAAGCAGUCUGCUCGUAUCCACAAAGGGAAUCCUUCAAUUUAUGCACUGACACUGUACAAAAAAAUUGGGGAGAAAGUGAACUUUAAUCAGUAUGUUUUUGGAAAAAAGGUUGAAGAUGUGAAAAACAAAGUCAUUCUUCUUUUGGGAUCGACAGGUGCAGGGAAAACUACGCUGAUCAAUGUCAUGAUCAAUUACAUUCUGGGGGUAAAGUGGCAGGAUGCGUAUCGCUUCAAACUGAUCAAUGAAGUGACCAAUCGCACACAGGCAGAAAGUCAGACAUCUGAGAUCUCAUCUUUUGAGCUGUACAAUCAGCCUGGCUUUCAAAUUCCAUAUUCUAUAACAAUCGUAGACACGCCGGGAUUUGGGGAUACGAGAGGAAUUGCACAUGAUAAACAGAUAAUGGAGCAGAUGAAAAGCUUUCUUUGUAGCCCUUUGGGAAUCGAUCAUAUUGAUGCUGUCUGUUUUGUUGUCCAGGCCUCUCUUGCCCGUCUUAGUGCCAACCAAAGGUACAUAUUUGACUCCAUUUUGUCCAUUUUUGGCAAGGACAUUGCAGAGAACAUAAUGGUACUGGUGACGUUUGCAGAUGGUAACGACAUUCCGGUUCUGGAAGCCAUCAAAGCCGCUGAUCUGCCCUGUCAGAAAAAUAAAAAGGGACAACCCACUCACUUUAAGUUUAACAACUCGGCUGUGUUUGCUAACAAAAGAGCAGAAGACCCUACUGUGUCCGACAAUGAUUCAGAUGACUCGGAGGAAGAAAGUGAUGAUCAGAAAUUUAAAGAAAUUGUCUGGACAUCAACCUUCAAACAGAUGAGAGUUUUUUUCAAGGCACUGGGGGCCAUUGAAAGUAAAGAUCUGACAAUGACUAUAAAGGUCUUGGAGGAACGAGCACGUCUUGAGAACGCAAUGGCAAGUCUGACCCCUCAGAUAACUGCUGGCCUCUCUAAACUGAGUGAGAUCAAUGGGCGAUGA
This is a messenger RNA of Misgurnus anguillicaudatus (oriental weatherfish), 3190 nucleotides long. NCBI's taxonomy places the organism in Eukaryota, Metazoa, Chordata, Actinopteri, Cypriniformes, Cobitidae. The record is from RefSeq and is a predicted model, not a curated record.